Coffea arabica (coffee) is the source of this 670-nucleotide messenger RNA. RefSeq lists its product as uncharacterized. NCBI's taxonomy places the organism in Eukaryota, Viridiplantae, Streptophyta, Magnoliopsida, Gentianales, Rubiaceae. The record is from RefSeq and is a predicted model, not a curated record.
GAUAAUUCCCCAUCAUUUCGUCGAAUGACUUCUUAGUACUAAUAUCACAGCAAAAGCAAGAAAAAUCCCAAGAAGAAACUCUUGUGUAGGAAUAGGAUUGCUUCCUACUAGAAGAUGAACCCGAACAGUGACAAGCUUGUCAGAAGGACAGCCAUGGUGGCCUCUGUAACUGCAUCUUAUUUCCUUCUCACUGCUGAUUAUGGCCCUGAACCUAAUGUUCUCGACCCAAUCAAGAAUGCAAUAUUGUCAGCAGAGCGUUCUGUGAAGGAGUUCAUCUUUGGACCAAGCAAGGGAAUUCAAGAAAAUGAAACCAAGAAAUUGGCCUCCAAUGCUGGAGAGAAACAUCCCUAGUUUGUUAUGUAUCAAAUCAAAAUCCAGCCUAUGUUUUUGAAGAUUUCUAUGGCAGAUAGCACUAAAAAAACAUGAAAGUUGAGCAGAGAUAAGCAAGCCUUCUUCACUUUGCUGGCUUAUCAAGCUGUAGACGUGACUAUUUUCAAUCAUGUACAUGUAGUAGAGAUAGUGUGUGUAGCAUAAGUGCUGAAACGCAAUUGGAAGCACAGAGACAUAAAAAGAGUAAAUGCGUUUGAGUUUGAAAUAUUUGCCAAUAUGAUCUCUCUUGCUGCAUAAAGCAUUGGAAAAUAAAGCUGUACGCCCCUUCUCAGAGCAGGAA